GUUAAGACAAAAGCCAGAUAUAUAAGUGGAGAACCCAAUAUAUCUUUGUCUUUGUUAUUUUUCCUUCUCAUUCAUAGUUAAGACUUGCAGAUUCUUAGAAUUUCUAAUCUUUCUCUUAUAUUACCCUUUUGUCUCCUCCUUCUCUCUCUCUCUCUCUCUCUCAACAAUAUACAAAAACCUACUUUUAAUUUCUCUUACAAGAAGUUAAGAACCCAGAAGAAGACAUGACAGGUGACGUUCUCCAGACAGUCUCCAGCGGAUCAGGAUUUGCUCAGAACUCAUCAACUCUGGAUCAUGAUGAAUCUCUCAUCAAUCCUCCUCUUGUUAAGAAGAAGAGAAAUCUCCCUGGACAUCCUGAUCCGGAAGCUGAAGUCAUAGCUUUAUCUCCCAAGACCUUGAUGGCUACGAAUCGGUUCCUUUGCGAGGUAUGUGGUAAAGGUUUCCAAAGAGACCAAAACUUACAGCUUCAUCGCCGAGGACACAAUCUUCCAUGGAAGCUAAAGCAGAGGACAACCAAAGAAGUGAGGAAACGUGUCUACGUUUGUCCGGAGAAGACUUGUGUCCACCAUCACUCCUCCAGAGCUCUGGGCGAUCUCACCGGAAUCAAAAAGCAUUUCUGUAGGAAACACGGCGAGAAGAAGUGGAAGCGAGAUAGUUUCAUUACACACAGAGCUUUCUGCGAUGCCUUAGCGGAAGAAACCGCUAAGAUAAACGCAGCGUCUCAUCUCAACGGUUUAGCCGCAGCUGGAGCCGCAGGAAUCAAUCUCAACUAUCAAUAUCUCAUGGGAACACUCAACCCACCGCUUCAGCCAUUUGUACCACAACCGCAAACAAUUCAAAACCACCACCAUCAUUUCCUGCCGCCACCUCCGUCGUCUUCUUCGUCACUCUCCUUAUGGAUGGGACAAGACAUCGCGCCGCCUCAAACGCAACCGCAAGACUACGACUGGGUUUUUGGAAACGCUAAGGGUGCGUCUGCGUGCAUGAAUAAUAAUAAUAAUAAUCACCAUGAUGAGCUCAUUACGCGAACCGCAAACGCAAGCUCGACCACUACUACUACUCUCUCUGUCCCUUCUUUGUUCAGCAGCGACCAAACACAAAACGCAAACGCAAACGCGAAUAUGUCCGCUACGGCAUUAUUACAGAAAGCGGCUGAAAUUGGCGCCAAUUCGACGACGACGGCUGCCGCAGCUACCAACGACCCGUCGGCGUUUCUACAGAAUUUCCCGCUAAAAUCCUCCGAUCAAACCACUACUUAUGACGGCAGCGAAAAGUUCUUUGCUUUGUUCGGAUCGAACAACAACAUUGGACUGAGUCAAAAUCAUGAUCAGGAGAUUGAGAACGCUAGAAAUGACGUUACGGUUGCGUCUGCGAUGAAUGAAUUACAGAAUUACCCAUGGAAGCGUAGAAGAGUUGAUGGUGGAGGAGAAGGAGGUGAAGGAGGACAAACUCGGGAUUUUCUUGGGGUCGGUGUACAAACGUUGUGCCAUCCAUCGUCUAUCAAUGGAUGGAUUUGAAACGAUUUAAAAAGUUUCGGGGGAAAUGGAUAAAUAAUGAAAAAGGACAAGGAAUCUUUUGUAAUUUCCACCAUUUUCUAAGAACACAUAUGGUAAUGGAAGUUGUUUUCAUUUAGUAAUUCAACGUUAUCAAGUUUAUGAACAUGUGAUUACAUAUUUAUAUAAACAAUGAAUAUGUAUAUACUCG
Molecule: messenger RNA, 1704 nt
Organism: Thlaspi arvense
Lineage: Eukaryota; Viridiplantae; Streptophyta; Magnoliopsida; Brassicales; Brassicaceae
Source: the annotation of a GenBank genome assembly